This is a messenger RNA of Gigantopelta aegis, 2646 nucleotides long. RefSeq lists its product as uncharacterized. The transcript is spliced from 5 exons. Bases 1 to 2646 code for a protein of 881 amino acids. The record is from RefSeq and is a predicted model, not a curated record. Lineage: Eukaryota; Metazoa; Mollusca; Gastropoda; Neomphalida; Peltospiridae.
AUGCGUCUCAUCCAGUCUGUACGAGCCUUUAGUCGGAAAGCACGCAUGCGUCUCAUCCAGUCUGUACAAGCCUUUAGUCGGAAAGCACGCAUGCGUCUCAUCCAGUCUGUGCGAGCCUUUAGUCGGCAAGCACGCAUGCGUCUCAUCCAGUAUGUACGAGCCUUUAGUCGGAAAGCACGCAUGCGUCUCAUCCAGUCUGUACGAGCCUUUAGCCGGACCGCUCGUACAGAGUAUUCCAAAGAAGAUUUCUGUGCGGACAACAUGUGGACAACGUAUGUGGUUAUUAAAGUUUACUACAUCAGCUACUGCCUUUCUAACAAGAUAUACUCUAACGUCGUCAUACAGACAACGUAUGUGGUUAUUAAAGUUUACUACACCAGCUACUGCCUUUCCAACAAGAUAUACUCUAACGUCGUCCUACAGACAACGUAUGUGGUUAUUAAAGUUUACUACAUCAGCUACUGCCUUUCUAACAAGAUAUACUCUAACGUCGUCCUACAGACAACGUAUGUGGUUAUUAAAGUUUACUACAUCAGCUACUGCCUUUCUAACAAGAUAUACUCUAACGUCGUCAUACAGACAACGUAUGUGGUUAUUAAAGUUUACUACACCAGCUACUGCCUUUCCAACAAGAUAUACUCUAACGUCGUCCUACAGACAACGUAUGUGGUUAUUAAAGUUUACUACAUCAGCUACUGCCUUUCUAACAAGAUAUACUCUAACGUCGUCCUACAGACAACGUAUGUGGUUAUUAAAGUUUACUACAUCAGCUACUGCCUUUCUAACAAGAUAUACUCUAACGUCGUCAUACAGACAACCUACUGCCUUUCUAACAAGAUAUACUCUAACAUCGUCCUACAGACAACGUAUGUGGUUAUUAAAGUUUACUACAUCAGCUACUGCCUUUCUAACAAGAUAUACUCUAACGUCGUCAUACAGACAACGUAUGUGGUUAUUAAAGUUUACUACAUCAGCUACUGCCUUUCUAACAAGAUAUACUCUAACGUCGUCAUACAGACAACGUAUGUGGUUAUUAAAGUUUACUACAUGAGCUACUGCCUUUCUAACAAGAUAUACUCUAACGUCGUCCUACAGACAACGUAUGUGGUUAUUAAAGUUUACUACAUCAGCUACUGCCUUUCUAACAAGAUAUACUCUAACGUCGUCCUACAGACAACGUAUGUGGUUAUUAAAGUUUACUACAUCAGCUACUGCCUUUCUAACAAGAUAUACUCUAACGUCGUCAUACAGACAACGUAUGUGGUUAUUAAAGUUUACUACAUCAGCUACUGCCUUUCUAACAAGAUAUACUCUAACGUCGUCCUACAGACAACGUAUGUGGUUAUUAAAGUUUACUACAUCAGCUACUGCCUUUCUAACAAGAUAUACUCUAACGUCGUCAUACAGACAACGUAUGUGGUUAUUAAAGUUUACUACAUCAGCUACUGCCUUUCCAACAAGAUAUACUCUAACGUCGUCAUACAGACAACCUACUGCCUUUCUAACAAGAUAUACUCUAACAUCGUCCUACAGACAACGUAUGUGGUUAUUAAAGUUUACUACAUCAGCUACUGCCUUUCUAACAAGAUAUACUCUAACGUCGUCCUACAGACAACGUAUGUGGUUAUUAAAGUUUACUACACCAGCUACUGCCUUUCUAACAAGAGAUACUCUAACGUCGUCAUACAGACAACGUAUGUGGUUAUUAAAGUUUACUAUAUCAGCUACUGCCUUUCUAACAAGAGAUACUCUAACGUCGUCAUACAGACAACGUAUGUGGUUAUUAAAGUUUACUAUAUCAGCUACUGCCUUUCUAACAAGAGAUACUCUAACGUCGUCAUACAGACAACGUAUGUGGUUAUUAAAGUUUACUAUAUCAGCUACUGCCUUUCUAACAAGAUAUACUCUAACGUCGUCAUACAGACAACGUAUGUGGUUAUUAAAGUUUACUAUAUCAGCUACUGCCUUUCUAACAAGAGAUACUCUAACGUCGUCCUACAGACAACGUAUGUGGUUAUUAAAGUUUACUACAUCAGCUACUGCCUUUCUAACAAGAUAUACUCUAACGUCAUCCUACAGACAACGUAUGUGGUUAUUAAAGUUUACUACAUCAGCUACUGCCUUUCUAACAAGAUAUACUCUAACGUCAUCAUACAGACAACGUAUGUGGUUAUUAAAGUUUACUACAUCAGCUACUGCCUUUCUAACAAGAUAUACUCUAACGUCGUCAUACAGACAACGUAUGUGGUUAUUAAAGUUUACUACAUCAGCUACUGCCUUUCUAACAAGAUAUACUCUAACGUCGUCAUACAGACAACGUAUGUGGUUAUUAAAGUUUACUACAUCAGCUACUGCCUUUCUAACAAGAUAUACUCUAACGUCGUCCUACAGACAACGUAUGUGGUUAUUAAAGUUUACUACAUCAGCUACUGCCUUUCUAACAAGAUAUACUCUAACGUCGUCAUACAGACAACGUAUAUGGUUAUUAAAGUUUACUACAUCAGCUACUGCCUUUCCAACAAGAUAUACUCUAACGUCGUCAUACAGACAACGUAUGUGGUUAUUAAAGUUUACUACAUCAGCUACUGCCUUUCUAACAAGAUAUACUCUAACGUCGUCCUACAGACAACGUAUGUGGUUUAUUAA